GCUGUUCGACGUAAACAUUGUCACUUCGUGCAUUUUUUAAAAAAGUCUUUUAAACGUUAACGAUAAACUUCUGAACGGGUCUGAUGGCAGAGACCGCGCCAGCUCCGGCAGCCUCCACGGCCAAAGCGCCGAAAAAGAAAUCCGCCUCAAAGGCGAAGAAGUCCGGACCGAGCGUGUCAGACUUGAUCCUGAAAGCCGUGUCCGCGUCCAACGAGCGCAAAGGCGUGUCUCUGGCGGCGCUGAAGAAAGCGCUCGCGGGCGGCGGAUACGACGUAGAGAAGAACAACUCACGCGUCAAGCUCGCGCUCAAAGCGCUCGUUAAAAAGGGCUCGCUCGUGCAGACCAAAGGCACCGGAGCGUCCGGCUCGUUUAAAGUCAGCAAAGGCGGCGCGGUGAAGAAACCAGCCAAGAAGAUUGAGGUCAAAGCCAAGAAGCCUGCGCCGAAAAAACCGGUGGCUAAAGCGGUAAAGCCUAAAAAAGCACCGGCUAAGAAACCUGCUGCUAAAAAAGCGCCUAAGAAAGUGAAGAAACCCGCAGCAGCUGCGGCUAAAAAGGCCACAAAGAGCCCGAAGAAGGCGAAGAAACCCGCGGCGAAGAAAGUGACCAAGAGCCCGAGCAAGAAGGUCAAAGCCGGGAAGCCCAAAGCAGCCAAACCCAAACCGGCCAAGGCGAAGAAGGCGGCUGCGAAGAAGAAGUAAAAAAAAAAACUUAAAAAACAUCUAUAAUACCACCGAGUUGUCAGAGAAAGAGUUAAAUUUUGGACUGAGCAUGCGCAGAACUGAUUAUAAUACUACUACGGGCUACAGGAGGAGUGGAAAUGAGCUUAGAGACGAGAUUAUAAACAGCUGAACAAAAAGCGGCACACUGAACAUUAGCCAUGUUUCCAUCCGGCUUUUUCACAGGAGAAACACUUUCACAUUAUACAUGGUUUGUGGAUAUUUCUCUCUCUCUCUCUCUCUCUCUCUCUCUCUCUCUCUUUUUCUCUUUUUUCCCCAAAAUGUCUUUAACUUUUAUUGAUACAAAUUUGCGACAAUAGAAAUGUUUGUUAAAAAGAAACUGGGAUUUUUAUAUGUGUGUAAUUCCCAAAAACCAAAAAAAAAAAAAAACAUCCUUGUGUAGUCCGUCCGCACUUCCGGUAGAGAAAGUAGUGUUUUGUUUUUGUUUUUGUUUGUUUUUUGUUGUUUUUUAAACGGAAGUGACGUAACGUUCACCUGAACAGUGAUGGGAUAUUUGAAUGGAAAUAUUGCUAUUGAUUUAAUGGACUCUGAAAACACAACACACUGUCACUACCUCUGCACACAACGCACAAAUCCGAUUAAGGCUUUGUGCAGCUUUUCCAAACCCUUUCCGAGCCGCUUACACCACAGACCUGGAAACAAACAAACAAACAAACAAACAAACAAGUCUUUACACUAAAACUCCAACUGUACAUGACAUUCUAUGUGUGUUAUUUUUUUCCACAUCUCUACCUAACCUCAUUUUAUUUUUUAUUUUAUUAUUUUAUUUGUAAUAGUCUGUGCCCAUGUUAGUCCCAUUUUUAUCUCUGUAAAUAAAUCCUGAUUGAAACUUCCUGUAAAUAGCCAGGACAAAGAUGUUAAUUUAUUUAUUUGUGUAACAAUAACAGCUCUUCUGUAGUUGUGGUAUAACAUGUCUCAUUUUUUCAUUCAAACUUUUAAGCAUUUAUGUAAAAAAAAAAACAAACAAACAAAAAACAUUUUAAUACAAAAAGUCCAAAUAAAACAAGUGCAAAAGCCAAA
Messenger RNA from Pangasianodon hypophthalmus (striped catfish), 1757 nucleotides. Its product is annotated as histone H1. Gene Ontology annotation, biological process: nucleosome assembly. Gene Ontology annotation, molecular function: structural constituent of chromatin; DNA binding. Gene Ontology annotation, cellular component: nucleosome. The record is from RefSeq and is a predicted model, not a curated record. The transcript has a single exon. The coding region runs from base 84 to 698 and encodes 204 amino acids. Lineage: Eukaryota; Metazoa; Chordata; Actinopteri; Siluriformes; Pangasiidae.